AUGUUGGGAAACUGCGGUCUCUACUGCGCCCGGCUUGUCCGACUUGCAUUAAAUGCCCUCCGAUUACGGUGCGUCACGCAAGUUGUCAUAAUCGACGUAGUUAAUGGCGUGGGUUAUGUCCAUUUGCAGAUCAACGUUGUAAAUCCUACGGAUUUCUUGUGUAAAUACACCAAAACGGCCCAUGGCAACUCUUCUCGGUCCUCGACAUUGUGGCUUACCGCCAAAUUGAGUCGUUCCCGCGCUUACAUUUGGGACCGUACAGUCACCAGGGCCGGGAUUCGUCUACUCAAAUCGACUGUUCCAAAAAUUUCGGAUUAUCCAGCAUUCAUGACACAGGCCUCUGUAAGUCGGUUCAACGGCCGGCUUACUAUUAUAGCUGUUUUAUACCAGCUGCAUCAAAUUACUCCAACCACCAACCAGCGAAGUUCGUUGAAAACCUAA
Opisthorchis viverrini is the source of this 441-nucleotide messenger RNA. RefSeq lists its product as hypothetical. The record is from RefSeq and is a predicted model, not a curated record. Bases 1 to 441 code for a protein of 146 amino acids. NCBI's taxonomy places the organism in Eukaryota, Metazoa, Platyhelminthes, Trematoda, Opisthorchiida, Opisthorchiidae. The transcript has a single exon.